AUGGCUACCGACUACAGCAAGAAGACCAACGCCGAAUUAAUCGAGAUCCUCAAGUCGCGCAAUCUCCCCCAUACGGGCAAGAAAGCAGAGAUGGUCGCUCGGCUACAGGAGAACGAUAACAGUGCUGCCCCGUCUGAGGAGAAGCCUGCUGCUGCCGCUGCUACGAAGGGUAGUGGCGAUAACAACACAGACGAUGUCAUUGACUGGGAAGACGAUGAGGUCCCUGCUGGUGAGGCGGCUGCUAAGGCGUCGACUGCGACGGGCGCGGCGGCCAUCGCGGCCGGUGGAAAAGGCGAGGUAGAGAAUCCUGUCAAGGUCCCGAAUCAGAAGUUGGAUGAGGAGGCGAAUCCCGCGACGGCGAAUGAUUUGAAAGUGGAACAACCUGGAGAUGCUGCGCAGCAGCAGUCGAAGGAAGAGGAGGGUGCUGCAGCCGCCGCCGCCGGCGCUACGGAGAAGGAGGGCGAGGAGGAGAAGAAGCCGGCAGUUACUUACUCCGCUGGGUUGCCGAUUACGGAGAUGGAGGAGGAAUUGAAGAAGAGAAAGGCUCGCGCGGAGAAGUUCGGUGUUACGGAGGAGUCCAAGGCUGCGAUUGAGGCGGCGGAGAAGCAGCUUGAGCGGGCGAAGCGGUUCGGUACUGCGGCUCCGGCUCCUGGGGAAGUUGGUGUGAAGAAGUUGGAUGAGGCGUUGCCGGAGAAGGAGGAGAAGUCACGCAAGAGAGGUCGCGGUGAUGAGCAGAGCGGUGGUGGUGGUCGCGGUGGGAAGAAGAGGGAUCUUGGAGGGAGGAACAGAUUCCGCGGCAGAGGAGGACACGGUGGGAACCGUAACCAGGGUCAAGGUCGUCCUCAGAAGCAACAGAAUGGUGGUGGUGCUACUGCUGCUGCUGGGGCCAAGACCACUAAUUGGAGUGAAAAGGACGUCCAGGCCAUGGAAGCUCGGAAGAAGAGGUUCGGAGCUGCUGCGUAG
This is a messenger RNA of Aspergillus niger, 963 nucleotides long. RefSeq lists its product as uncharacterized. NCBI's taxonomy places the organism in Eukaryota, Fungi, Ascomycota, Eurotiomycetes, Eurotiales, Aspergillaceae. The transcript has a single exon. The coding region runs from base 1 to 963 and encodes 320 amino acids. The record is from RefSeq and is a predicted model, not a curated record. Gene Ontology annotation, biological process: poly(A)+ mRNA export from nucleus. Gene Ontology annotation, cellular component: nucleus.